Messenger RNA from Fragaria vesca subsp. vesca, 891 nucleotides. RefSeq names its product putative F-box protein At1g47730-like. Gene Ontology annotation, molecular function: protein binding. The transcript has a single exon. NCBI's taxonomy places the organism in Eukaryota, Viridiplantae, Streptophyta, Magnoliopsida, Rosales, Rosaceae. Bases 1 to 891 code for a protein of 296 amino acids. The record is from RefSeq and is a predicted model, not a curated record.
AUGGCUAAACGUAGACGCAUAAAAUUAGGUCAAGUUGAAGAAGUAGUCCCAAAUCUCCCGGCAGAUCUCAGAUUUGAGAACUUCCCAAAUCUCCCGGCAGAUCUCAGUUUUGAGAUCUUCUCAAGGCUACCGGCCAAGUCGUUGUUCCGCUGCAAGUGCGUAUGCAAGUCAUGGUCCUCUUUCAUUCGUAGUCCAUCUUUUGUCACUGCUUACCAAAACAAUCUCAAGAAUCUCAACCAACACACCACUAACCUUUUCUUCACCAUCCCUGGAAAACAAAGUCAGUUCUUCUCGACACGAGUCUACCAUGAUAAGUCUGGGAUUCUUAAUACUACACCUCCCAUUCGCCUUUUUAGCGCUCCAUAUUGGGUUUCGUACCCCUUUUCUUCAUGCUAUUUAGCCGCUUCGUCCGGCCUAGUCUGUCAUUUUGACUUAAAGGUACCUUUGAAACGUGUUCAAUUACCUGUUCAUAUAUCCAACCUCUACACCGGAGAGGUCGCUACUUUUCAAUUGCCGCGGCGCCUCUAUACCAAAGUUGCUGUUGCUCUUGGGUUCAGUUCUCUUACAAACGUGUAUAAGGUAUUCACAUCCCUUCGUACCGGGACUACGGGGGUCAAGUUCAAGGUUUUCACUCUAGGUGGUACAAGUAAUACAUGGAAGGAUGUAGCAGAUAUAGACUUUGAAGCUCUUGGUCUUGAUCCUCACCGAUUGAAUUUCUCGGCACAUUAUUUGUGCAUCCAUGGAGCCAUACAUUGGAUGCAAUGGUUUUAUUGUAAGAAUUAUCGACCUAUUCUUUUGGCUUUUGACGUUGUAGAAGAGAGAUUCAGAGUAAUCCUACUUCCCCAAGAUUUUAAGUGUGGCCACUAUCGAGUAAUUGAAGUGAACGGAUGA